Molecule: messenger RNA, 3459 nt
Organism: Parus major (Great Tit)
Lineage: Eukaryota; Metazoa; Chordata; Aves; Passeriformes; Paridae
Gene: MYOCD
Product: myocardin
Exons: 12
Coding region: 341-3073 (910 amino acids)
Biological process (GO): cardiac muscle cell differentiation; smooth muscle cell differentiation
Source: RefSeq, a predicted model, not a curated record
CCCUUUCCGAUAGUCGCUGCUCCCCGCUAGACGAUGACAUCAGCCAGGACACCCAGCUGCUGUAGUAAACUCCGGGCGGGAGGAGGCUCCUGCUGGCUCCACGUUAAUUAGUUCAACACAGCCCAGGGGGAGCACUUGGUGUCUGUGCAGGGUCACUGCUGGAUGGGACCAAAUCUUACAAAGCCACUUGCUGCUCCUUGCCAGCCGGCUGUAAAAGCGCCCGGAGAGUCCAGGAGAGCUGGAUGAAUCCUGAGCACCAGGCACGGUUUGGUCGGCUUUGCCCUGUGGAGGAAGUGAAUGGUUUAAGUGAGGGGCGUCUGGAUCUGGUCCCUGAGUCACCAUGACACUCCUGGGGUCUGAGCACUCCUUGCUGAUUCGGAGCAAGUUCAGAUCAGUUUUACAGCUACGGCUGCAGCAGAGAAGGACCCGUGAGCAGCUGGCAGACCAAGGCAUCAUGCCACCACUGAAAAGCCCAUCUGCAUUCCAUGAACAGCGAAAAAGUCUGGAGAGAGCCAAGACUGAAGAUUAUCUCAAGCACAAGAUCAGAAGCAGGCCUGAGCGGGCAGACCUGGUCAAUAUGCACAUUCUGCAAGACUCGGCUGCAGAGGGGUCCAUUCAGUCGACUCAGAUGAAGCUGAAAAGAGCCCGACUGGCAGAUGACCUCAAUGAGAAGAUUGCGCUCAGGCCAGGUCCUUUGGAGCUGGUGGAGAAGAAUAUUAUUCCCGUGGACUCAGCUGUGAAAGAGGCCAUAAAAGGUGGUGACAGUGAACGUGUUGUGUGUGCAUGGAGUGGGGCAGGGGCUGCCAAGGGGACCACAGUGACUGCAGGAAGUGACAGACCUGCAUGUAAGAGCUGCAUUGAUUGCUUCAAUUGCAUUAUUCCACAUUCCUCAAUUAAUGGGAUCAUUUCCAUUAGCAUAAUCCCAUUUGAAGGGUCUGUUCUGGAGCUCAGAGCAAGCUGGGGACAAUGGCAGGACUUUGAGACAGAUCGUCCCCCCAGUGCCGAUGGCCACGCUCCGGACACUGCCCCGGGCCAGGGCAGCCAGUGCGACAGCCCCAAGCAGCCGGCGGGGCAGGAGAGCCCGACACUCCCGGUGCCCUCUGCAGUGAAGUCCAAAUCAUCCAGUGAUAGCAAGAACCGUCACAAAAAGCCCAAAGACACCAAGCCCAAAGUGAAGAAGCUCAAGUACCACCAGUACAUCCCUCCAGACCAGAAAGCAGAGAAGUCCCCUCCACCCAUGGAUUCUGCAUAUGCCAGACUGCUCCAGCAGCAGCAGCUCUUCCUGCAGCUCCAGAUCCUCAGCCAGCAGCAGCAGCAACAGCAGCAGCACUUCAACUACCCUGGGAUGCACCAAGGACAGCUGAAGCAAUCAAAUGAGCAAAUGGUCAAAAGUUCAAAUUCUUCAUCAACUUCUGGCAACAACACCCCUCUUUCUCCAGUGAAAACCACGUUUUCAGGCCAGACUUGUGUCUCAUCUGUCAAGCCAGGCCCUCUGCCAUCCAACCUGGAUGAUCUCAAAGUGUCAGAGCUGAGGCAGCAGCUGCGGAUACGAGGCCUGCCUGUGUCGGGUACCAAAACAGCGCUGAUGGAGCGGCUGCGGCCCUUCCAGGAGUGCAGCAGCAGCACAGUGCCCAACUUCAGUGAGAUCACCACCGUCACCUUCCCAGUCACCCCAACAAGCACCCUGUCCAGUUACCAGUCACAGUCCUCCACCAGCAUGUUAUCAAAUGGCUUCUAUCACUUUGGCAGCACCAGCUCCACCCCACCCAUCUCGCCCGCCUCCUCUGACCUCUCCGUGAGCGGCUCUUUGCCAGACACCUUCAACGACGGGCCCAUGUCUUCCCCACAGUUCGGCCUGCAGCCAUCCCCGGUUCAUGGCAGUGCUGAGGAAAGCCUCAUGAGCAGCAUGAAUGGAGGGAGCAUCCAGCUGGAACUGGAAGGAAUAGACACAGAGAAGGACAAGAUGCUGGUGGAGAAGCAGAAGGUCAUCAAUGAACUGACGUGGAAGCUGCAGCAAGAGCAGAGGCAGGUGGAAGAGCUGCGGAUGCAGCUCCAGAAGCGAAAGAGAAGCAAUGGCCUUGAGGACAAGCAGCAGCCUGCUCAGCAUUUCUUUGGUGUCCCCAUCAAGCAGGAAAACGCCGUGUCCAGCUGUCCCUUUGCAUCCAAACAAAUGGCCCUGAAAGGCCAGGCCGGCAGCUCGGAGAAGCUGAGUAACUGUGGGGUACCGCAGGUGCCCCACAUCGUAAACAGCCACUGCCUGGAGCCCGCAGGGCAGAGCACCAUCACCUCCUCGACAUUCCUGAGCCCGCAGUGCUCCCCCCAGCACUCUCCCCUGGGGGCUGCAAAGAGCCCCCAGCACAUCAGCCUGCCACCGUCCCCCAACAGCCACUACCUGCUGCCGGUGUCCCCCGAGGGCCGCAGCGGGUCCCCGCCGGGCAGCAGCUGCCUCCGCACAGCGCCGCAGAUGACACGAAGUCAGCAGAUGGACGAGCUCCUGGACGUGCUGAUUGAGAGUGGAGAAAUUCCAGCCAAUGCCAAGGAAGAUCGGUCCUGCCUCCAGAAAGUCCCUCAGAUAAUGGUGUCUACGGGGAGCUCCGGUGCCCCUGUCCCCAAGGGCUCUGCCCCGUUCGAGCCGGUGCCCUUCGAGCACUGCCCGGGCGGCAGCGACGCUCACCUGGAGGUGUUGCUCAAUGCCCACAGCCCCCUGGGCAGGGUCAGCGAGAUGGCCCUGCUGAAAAUGGGGGGAGAGGAGCCCCACUUCGAAGGGAUGAUGGAGGGGUUCUCUGGCAAAGCUGCAGAUGAACUGCUCAACUCCCAGGAGAUUUUACAGACUCCCCUGUCACCCAUGGAAACCCAGCUGUCCCCUUCCCCUGCCGAAGGCUCCGGUUUACAAAUGAGUUUCACUGAGUCUCCGUGGGAAACAAUGGAGUGGCUGGACCUCACCCCCCCCAGCUCUGCCACCGGCUUCAGCUCGCUCACCCCCGCGGGCCCCAGCAUCUUCAACAUCGAUUUCCUGGAUGUAGCCGACCUCAACCUGAACAGCAGCAUGGACCUGCACCUGCAGCAGUGGUGAAGGGACGUGCUGGGGCAGGGGGCUGUGAGCCUGCAGCAGGUGGCACAGCAUUCCUGUCGUGCCAGAGAACAUGCAGGGCAAACUUGCCUCAUCCAGGGGAAACUGGAGUCAUUUUCCCAGCAUAUAAACUUGUUUGAAUUUCCAGUCACUGAAAACUGACAGCACAAUUCUGGUACUUUGGUUUUCCUCCAUUGACACAACCCCACAGAGGACACCAGUGCCUGAAACAAUACUUCCUUUGAUUGACAAGAACUUCAGUUCUCCUUCUUUAAUCUUUCCCCCCCAGUUUUAGCAGUCACUCUCGUGAGAACUGGAGCAGCUCAUGACAAGACUGUGUGGUGAGGUGACCUCACCUGGGUGGCAACAGGAAAUCAUGGAGAGGGUAG